UUCGCAAUCGAUUUAUUUAUAGUAGACGUAAACAAAACAAAUGUGUGAAUGACUUAUGCAUUGCAUUCAAUCAUUGGCUGAAAACUUAUCAAUCAAUCAAUCAAUGAUUUUUUAAUUGUAACCACCGAUGAACUGAUCCAUAGAUGAACUAAUCCAUUGAUGAACUGAUCCAUUGAUAAACUGAUCCAUUGAUGAACAGAUCCAUUGAUGAACUGAUCCAUUGAUGAACUGAUCCAUUGAUGAACUGAUCCAUUGAUGCCAACUGAUCCCAAACAACAACAACAACAACAACAACAACAACAAUGAGUUCAUUCAGUCUUAAGGCAAUUAUUAUAGCCAUAACCAGCGCUAUUAUCCUAGUUUUGUAUCCAAAUAUCUUGAAUUAUAACUUUAAUUUGUUGAACAACUUUCUGGUGGCCAAAGAUACUGAUGAACUGGUGGUCGGCAAUAGUGUCGCUAAAAAUUGUUUAGAAAUGGACGAAAUUUUGUUAACCCCGGAUGAAUUGGCCCGAUAUGACGGAUCCAGUGAUUCCCGUGGACUAUAUCUGGCAUUUUUGGGUAUCGUUUACGAUGUGUCCUCCGGUUCCCAACACUACAAACCGGGCGGCAGUUAUGCAUUUUUUGCCGGCAAAGACGCCACCCGAGCCUACAUUACCGGCGAUUUUAGCCAAGCGGGUCUUAGCGACGAUCUGACCAGUGGUGUCGAUGUCCAAAGUUUUGACGGCAUCCGGACAUGGAUUGAUUUGUAUGAAAAAGAUUAUCGUCGAGUGGGUAGACUUGUCGGCAGAUAUUAUGACCAGUUUGGCUGUCCGACCGAUGCCCGCCAAUGGGUUAGCCAACAGAUUCAUCGAUCGGAUCAGCUGAAAGAACAGGAACAAGAUUUGCUUCUAGUGUUCCCAUUGUGUAACUCGGAAUGGAGUGGUCAGACCAAUAGCGGCCGAGUUUGGUGCAGUCGCCAGAGUGGCGGUUACGAUCGCCAAUGGAUUGGUGUUCCCCGUCAGCUGUUUAUGACCGAUAAGAAACAGUAUAGAUGUGCCUGCGUUCGGGAUAGUGGACCGCCAACCGAACCGGCUAUUGUCUAUGAGGAGGAGGAGGACUCAUCAUCAUCGGUGGUGGCCAACAACGAUCAUAAUCAAAACGUCGGUGACCUGAAUAAUCCGCUAUUGAAAUCGUACGAUGGAUGCGAUCCCAAGUCAUCCGAGUGUAAAAUUAGUGAUUAAAUUAAUUAUUUUUUUUUUUAAAUAAAAACAUUUACCCCUAAAAAACAUCCCAACAAUACUCUUGUCAUUUAAAAAAAAACAAAAAAAACAUUGUUUUCAAAUACCGUAAUCAAAAAACUUCAUAAACAUAUUAAU
Messenger RNA from Oppia nitens, 1355 nucleotides. RefSeq names its product neuferricin-like. The record is from RefSeq and is a predicted model, not a curated record. Bases 303 to 1220 code for a protein of 305 amino acids. Gene Ontology annotation, cellular component: endomembrane system; membrane. Lineage: Eukaryota; Metazoa; Arthropoda; Arachnida; Sarcoptiformes; Oppiidae. The transcript has a single exon.